AACAUAAUAAUAAUAAUCAUUUGUAAAUGUUAUCAAAAUUUUAUACAAUGACUUGUUUUAAUGAUACGAAUUAUCUCUAAAACUUGAGUCUAUUGAUAAUACUUUUCUUCGUUAAUUUGCGUGUAGUGAAAUGACAAAAAAAUCAAGCAAUAGUAUCAUCUGAACCCUUUUCAAUUUCGACUCGCAAAAAAAUGAAGAAAUAUACAAUCAACGAUUUGGAAAACGUUCUAGAUCCAAUUUUGAAAAAAAAUAAGAAAUUGGUCAGUUAUGACGCUGUUCCGUUUACAAGUGCCGGAGAAAAUUUUGGUAGCUUAAUGUUAGGCCUAACGCUAGUUCUAAAAGACAUUAAAACCAAUAAAGAAGAAAAGGUAGACGCAGUAGCGAAAAUGAUACCAACUAACGAACUUAUAAGAGAGAUUUUUAAUGUUAACGUUUCGUUCAGAAAGGAGGUUGCAAUGUACACAGACGUUAUACAAGAAAUAAAAUCAUUCUUAAAAGAAACUGGUUGUGAAAGAGAUAUUCCAUAUAUAGCAGAAUACUACGGUUCUAGAAUUAGCCUGAAUCCGAAUGCAGCUGAAGUUGAUUUUGAUGCAGUAUUAAUUCUGGAAAAUCUAAAAACCAAGGGCUACGUAACUCUGAAUCGUUUUAAUGGGUUUGAUUUAGAUACAACUAAAAUUAUUUUAAAAAAUUUGGCGCUAUUUCACGCAGUGCCUUUAGCGUAUAAAUUACAGAAACCUAGAAAAUUUAAAGAGGUACUAAUGCCACAUAUGGGACCAGGGAUGGAUUCGCUAAAAGAAAGGGAAAUUUUUGGUAAAAACUUGUUCACAGAACAAGUAGAACAUGCCGCAAGUCUAAAUCCAAGAUGUGCAGAAUUAAAAAGUAAACUAAUAGAAAUUGCCGAAUCACCGGAUCUACUAUUUUUUGACUCCAAUUGUGAUUUUGAAGAUCCUUUUGGAACACUGUGCCAUAUAGAUUUGUGGAUUAACAAUAUCUUAAUAAAAUAUGAAGAACAAAAACCGAUAAAUGCGAAAUUCGUUGACUUUCAAGUAAUGUGCUUUGCCAGUUUGGCAAGGGAUGUCGUGUUCUUUUUAUUCACCAGUGUCUCGCCUUCAGUUUUAAGAGAGCAUUUCGACCAAUUACUACGAGAUUACCAUUCAGAAUUUUCUGAAAUUUUGAAAAGUUUAGGAUGCGAUACGACGCAAUAUAGUUUUGAUCGUUUUCAAAAGGAAUUGGCAAAAGUUGCUAAAUUAACCGAAAUUGCCCAUUCGUGUAGAUGGUUGCAACCUAUUCUCGCCGAAGAAGGAGCACUACCAGCCCUGGAAGAUUUCAAAGACGAUUCGUUGGAGGAUUAUAAAGGUUCGGAAACGUACAACAAAAGACUUGUGGAUAAUAUAUUGUUAUUUGAUAAACUUCAUUGGAUUUGAUUGUUAUCUGCACUUGUUUUUAAUAAAUGAAUUUUAAAGAAA
This is a messenger RNA of Agrilus planipennis (emerald ash borer), 1466 nucleotides long. RefSeq lists its product as uncharacterized. The transcript has 2 exons. The record is from RefSeq and is a predicted model, not a curated record. Bases 192 to 1424 code for a protein of 410 amino acids. Lineage: Eukaryota; Metazoa; Arthropoda; Insecta; Coleoptera; Buprestidae.